Molecule: messenger RNA, 2403 nt
Organism: Dicentrarchus labrax (European seabass)
Lineage: Eukaryota; Metazoa; Chordata; Actinopteri; Moronidae
Gene: pgrmc2
Product: progesterone receptor membrane component 2
Exons: 3
Coding region: 42-638 (198 amino acids)
Cellular component (GO): endomembrane system; membrane
Source: RefSeq, a predicted model, not a curated record
GCAGCAUCUGGCCAGGGGCGGGUAGGCGCUAACCGUGCAGUAUGGCGGACGAUGGAGACAGUUCGAGCGGACCAGUUGACACAAGCGGCGGGCAGGGGGCCGCGGAAGACUCGGACGGGUUCGGCCUCGGCGGGAUGUUGCUGAAUAUCAGUAUUCUGGUUCUGGUGGCGGCGGUCUGUCUCGCGGUGUACCGGCGGUGGGGCAGGCGGCUCGUCUCUGCCGCGGCCCAGGGCGACGAGGCCUCGGCUCUUCCCAAGAUGAGGAGACGGGACUUCUCUCUGGAGCAGCUGCGGGAGUACGACGGGCUCCAGAACCCGCGAAUCCUGAUGGCGGUCAACAUGAAGAUCUUCGACGUGACGAGCGGCAGAAAGUUUUACGGGAAAGAUGGUCCUUACGGCAUUUUCGCGGGUCGGGAUGCUUCGAGAGGCCUGGCCACCUUCUGCCUGGAGAAAGACGCCCUGAGGGACGAGUACGACGACUUGUCAGACCUCAACGCUGUACAGAUGGAGAGCGUGAGGGAGUGGGAGAUGCAGUUCAUGGAAAAAUACGAUUACGUCGGGAGGUUGCUGAAGCCCGGAGACGAGCCGUCGGAGUACACGGACGAGGAGGACAUCAAAGACCACCUGAAACACGACUGAGCGGUUCCAUCACACCGACCAAAGCCAGGAGCCCCAAACAGCUGCGACAGACCGCCCCCAGCCCCCCCUCCCAGACCACCUCCUCCUCCUCCUGCCCCCCAUCAGCCUACCUGCCACUUCUUUCUCCUUGCCCCACCCACCUCCUCCCCCUUUGCUCCCCAAAACCCUUCACCUCCUGAAUCGGUUCCGGUGCCGCAGCUGUUCUGGAAGGGCAGGACUCAAGUCUCAACGCCCAGACCUCCCUCCCUCCCUCCCUCCCUCCCUCUUCAUCCUGCGAAGAUCACCACCAACAAGAGCGAUGGGAAAACCUUCGACGAGGGGGCUUCUAUGACGACGGAGAACAAUGUCUGGGGAAGGCGAGGGGGGAGAGAGGAGGUUGUGCCAUUUAGGUGUAUUUGAAACAAAAUAAAAAAAAAACCCCAUAAAAUAUUUUAGUCAUUUCUCCAGAGGGGGGAAAACACACGUGGUGAUCGUGGUCGCCGCCGAGCGCUGGGUGGAGGUUGGUCAGAGGUAGUCGGAGGAAACGCGUUGGUCGAGGAUGAUCAGUGGAUCGGGAUGGGGAAACAGAUUUAUCACUUUUCUUUUUUUAUCUCUGGUUCAGUCACAUCGCAACUGAAACUGCUUCAGCUUCGGGACAGCUCAUCAAUCAAUCGUUGUUCUUUUGUUCAAAUCAUUUCCCCCCCACCCCACACACACACACACCUUGUCGAGAGGGCAGCGCUGUGGCCUAACCAGCCCCCCCCUGUGGAAAUUGGCGGGGCGUCGCAUUUUCCUGUUGUGUUUUGUAGUGUAUGCACUACUAGUUUUCUUUGUUUGUCACCAUGUGAUUGUAUUUGUUGAGUAGCAUAGAGGGAGGGAGGGAAGGUUAUUGUUUUUUAUUUUUUAUUUGUUUUCUUCGACUGGGGUUUUUUUUUUGGGGGUUAAAGGUCCCUGCCAUAUGAAUCUUGUUUUGAAUCACAUCAGACGGACUGAAUCACUGAUCGGGAAUACAAAGGGAAGGUGAGAAGGCAGUCCUAAUCAAUCGACUCAAUUGUUUACAUGCCUCACAAGCCAGCUGCAAGUCUGUAGUUUCCCCUGAAAAAUGGUCCAAGUAUUAAUUGUGCCUUAUUUUGUUCGUUGUGUCAGUCCUGACCGUUCUAACAGAGGAGGCGAGUGGAGGGAUGGAGGUGUCGGUUGUUUUUUUUUUUUUUUUUUUUUUUGUUCCUAGACUCGGUCCCCCAGACUUUAAAGAAGGCAUACGUUCUGUCAGUCGUCCACGCACAGACUGUAAUAUUUCCCCACUUCACAAACUCUGUAAAUAGACCGUAUGAAUUACUCAGUGUUACUGCCAUAUUUAUGUAGUUGAUGAACUCCAUAUAUGUAUAAUGCUAUGUCGUACUGGCCAAAACACACCCCCACCCCCCACCAUGGUUUGUGUUUAUUUUCUGUUCUUUCAGUUCUGAACUUCUUUUUAAACGUUGGUAAACUUCCCAACAAAAAAAAAAAACCUACAAAAAAAAGGAGUGUUGCGAAAGUGCUGCAGGGCGGGACCGGGAGCUGUUCUUGCGAUUUAUUAUUAUUUUUAUUUUUUUUUCUGAGACGUUGCUUAUCCUGUAAAUAUAUCUAUCAUUUUAUUAAAAGCAUGUGCAACAACAAAAGUGAGCUAUGCCGAAUUUCCCACCACGUCAUGUAUUUAAAUGUUGGGUGUGUGUGUGUGCGUGUCUGCGUGACAGAGGCAGGAAGGGAUUUGUUCAUGCAUAAUAAAUCGAUUUGGUUAAUAAUUGAA